CGCAGAUGGAGGCCGCGUACUAACUUGAUGUACAACCAUCCAAUAUGUGGCUGUCUUGCUGAUUCCUCCUUUGCUCACUCGGCUCUCUGUGCUCUGGUGUCGUUCACUUCUCAAGUAGUCACUCCUUUGGCAUUCUUACAAGCCUUAUUCCUCCGCCGACGACCGUACAGACAAUACUUCUGACUGCGCUUCCCUCCGCAGUCGCCUGUCAGAUGAGGCCAACCGUCAAGCCCUGAGUCGAGUCGCUUCCUCCCGCUCACAAUGUUCCGGAUUCGUCGCUAUAGGAUUUUCCUGGUUGUUGCUAUCCUCUCGGUGAUCACGGUAUACCAUCUGUCCCGGGUGAACCAUUGGGAUGGCACAACCUUGGAGGGUCUCAUUGGUUACAAACCAGACGCAGGCAAGCGUAUACCAGGUGCUCAAAUACCACCAGCUCAUGUACAGCCAGAAUCUGUGCCAGACACGCCCAUCUAUCCUGCUGUGAACCCGUCUCCCGCUGCACCGGUCGGAAUAUCAUCCGCCGCACAUGCUCCUGACACAACCUCGACAAGUUCUACCGCUCCAGAUUCGAAGCCCACUGUCACCGGAGAAGAAUUUCUAGCCAUACAACCGAGUUUCGACGAAGAGUUUGGUGAACAUGGUCAGGGUCGAUACGAGGUCAAGCCUAGGCCGCCAGGUCUGGGAAAAGCAGUAUGGAGGCCACAGACUGAACAUUUCCCCGUCCCGUCACAAAGCCUGAUCACCCUACCAACAGGUCAGCCUCAAUCUCUGCCCGUGAUACAGCACACCUUCGGCUGGGAAUCCCCUUCCAAGAAAGCCGAUCGAAAACGGAAACAGACGGCGAUCCGCGAAGCCUUCAAGCAUGCCUGGAACGGGUACAAAAAUCACUCGAUGGGCCAUGAUGAAUUGAGGCCUAUCUCCAAAAAGUCUGCGGAUCCCUUCAACGGCUGGGGUGCGACUCUAGUCGACGCAUUGGACACUCUUUGGAUCAUGGGCCUUCGUACUGAAUUCGAAGAGGCUGUGUCUGCCGUGUCGCAGAUCAACUUCAAGACCUCCGCUAGAAAGGACAUUCCUCUUUUUGAGACGACGAUUCGGUAUCUCGGAGGACUGGUUGCUGCAUAUGAUAUCAGUUCUGGGAAGUAUCCCAUACUACUCGAAAAAGCGAUCCAACUGGCCGACAUACUUCUUGGAGCCUUUGACACUCCCAACAGAAUGCCUAUUGGAUACUACAACUGGGCUCCUUCGUACGCCUCCCAGCCGCAUAGAGCGGGGGCUCAUACAGUCAUGUCUGAGUUGGGUUCGCUUGCAAUGGAGUUCACGAGGCUGGCGCAAAUCACCAAGGAGCAAAAGUACUACGAUGCCAUUGCACGUGUCACCGAUGCCCUUGAGACAUGGCAGAUGCAAACAGAAAUCCCCGGACUGUGGCCUUUGAGACUUGAUGCUUCUGGAUGUAAGAAGCCCGAGGUUGUCAGAACUGCGGCCAGUGAUGGAUUAGCCAUUCCGUUCCUAUCUGAUAAGCCUGGGGAAGACGAAGAGCCUGCUGUCAAUCCUCUCGGAGAAGCAAAGGCAAAGGAUCCUUCUUUGCCUGGAUUGGGCGAAUCUAAUGUGCUGAGCAAAAGGCAAGCAGCUGACUCGGUGGACCCCGUAAAGGAACCUGCCAAAGCAGAGUUCAAGCCUACAUUGGACAAACCUGUGCUCGUCACCAAUGAUGAGUGGGAAGAAGAUUACGCCAGCGUUGACUGUGCGCCACAAGGCCUCGACUACGAGCCUCAUUCCACCAUCCACACCUACGGGAUUGGAGCGAUGGCCGAUUCUACCUACGAAUACUUUCCGAAGAUGUUCGCCCUUCUUGGAGGCCUGAAUACACAGUACAAGUCCAUGUAUUUGGAUUCCAUGGACGCUGUGCGUCAAGAGCUGCUCUUCCGGCCCAUGACCAAAGAGAACCAUGAUAUUCUCUUCACAUCCAGGCAGACUAUUGCACCCAAAGCAACCGAGCCGUCAAGGAAGAAAAUGUCGAUAUACGAAGGUACUCAUCUGGGCUGUUUUGCAGGUGGUAUGUUCGCUCUUGGGGCUAAGAUGUUUGGCAUCUCAGGCGAUAUGAGCAUUGCUGAGAAGCUCACGGAUGGCUGUGUCUGGGCUUACGGCUCUACUCCAAUUGGGGUCAUGCCGGAAGAUUUUGAGCUUGUCCCUUGCGACAGUCUCAACUCUUGCACAUGGAACGAGACAAAGUGGCACAAUGCUCUCGAUCCUUAUCGUGGGGAAAGGAUCCGGGCAGUUGAGGAGUACAAUUUGAAUCAGCAAAGACUCCAUGAAGAAGCAGUGACCGGCUUGGACAGCUUGGCGGAUCAAGAUGCUGCUGAAGUAGUCUCCGAUCCAAGUAUGAAAAAGAGGGAUGUCGCCCCUAAUGUUGACAAAGGCAAGCCUACCAAGACUUUCAUCACUGAUGAAGUCGAAGAGGAAGCCAUCCCCCCACCGCCAUAUGUCCCGCGAGUGCCACUGUCACACGAAAAGUAUGUGGCGGCAAGGAUUUUGGAAGAACGAUUACCACCGGGAUAUAUCAAGAUCCGACAAAGUGAUUAUCGACUUCGACCAGAAGCCAUCGAGUCGGUCUUCAUCAUGCAUCGGAUCACGGGCGACGAAACCUGGAGGGAGAAGGGAUGGACCAUGUUUGACGCGGUGGACAAGGCCACGAAGACGGAUGUUGCGCAUGCUGCGGUCAAGGACGUGACGAGCCAACUCGGCGAGCAGCAAGACACGAUGGAAUCUUUCUGGUUAGCGGAGACUUUGAAGUAUUAUUAUCUGUUGUUCAGCGAGCCUGAUUUGGUCAGUUUGGAUGACUAUGUUUUGAACACCGAGGCACACCCUUUCAAACGACCCAAAUGAUGUCGGAUUGCCGCCUGUUUCGAAAAGGUAUAGAUGGUUCCAGGUUGUUGCUGUACAAAUACUGUUGGAAACACCGUUGUAUAGGAAUUUUGCUCGCGUUCUUAGGCGGUAAGAACUAUUGAUAGCCGGUGUUAUAUUGGGUACUCGGCAAUGAGACUCAAGAAUCAAAAAAAAAUGAUCCUAC
Exophiala xenobiotica is the source of this 3064-nucleotide messenger RNA. RefSeq lists its product as uncharacterized. The record is from RefSeq and is a predicted model, not a curated record. Bases 262 to 2880 code for a protein of 872 amino acids. NCBI's taxonomy places the organism in Eukaryota, Fungi, Ascomycota, Eurotiomycetes, Chaetothyriales, Herpotrichiellaceae. The transcript is spliced from 2 exons. Gene Ontology annotation, cellular component: Golgi membrane; endoplasmic reticulum. Gene Ontology annotation, biological process: carbohydrate metabolic process; N-glycan processing. Gene Ontology annotation, molecular function: mannosyl-oligosaccharide 1,2-alpha-mannosidase activity; calcium ion binding.